UUAGUGGAUCCUGCAAAGCGUGAUCUGAAUUAACCGAAGCUCCAAUACAAGACACUGAAUGAAAACCAAAACAAAAAAAUUCCUAUAUUUACUUGUCUUCGUAUGGAAUGAUCCCAACAUGGUAAGUAAAUUCGAAAUAAGGAAUUAGUAGUUUGGUGUAAAAGGAAAACAGAUUUUGGAAAACGGUGAUGAUUCUUGAUUUUUCUGUGUCUAUCUCACCAGAAACCAACAAAUCUACCCCCCACCAUAGCAACCCCAUCUUCCUACCUCCUCCUCCAUUUUUUUCCUUCUCUCUCUCUAAAACCCCAUCUCUCUUUUUCUAUCUCUAUCUCUCUCUACCCCUUUGUGUGUAUAUGCGUAUGUAUGACGAAUUCUUAACAAAGACUCACUUAGAUAAGGUAAGAGAAAUAUGGGGUUGCUAAUUAAUUUUGCUUCUUCUUUCUUUCUUGUUGCUGCUGCUGCUUCUUUAAGGUAUUCUUCUAAAAUCACUUCAGAUUUGGUCCUUUUCUUGGGCUUUGGCUUCAUUGAUUGGUAAUAUGUCACUAUUUCUCCUAUAAAUCCACUAUAUUUACACUUUUAUUAUUUAAAAAAAAUAAAGAAGAAGAUAAAAAGAUUUUUUUUUAUACUAUAUAGUUUUCUUAGCUAGUGGUAAAGAUUCAAUUUUUAUAUUGUUGUCUUUGUGUUGGAAAAGUCUCUGCACUUUAUAGGGUUGAUGUUCUUGGAUUUGGGUUGAAUUUGUCAUCACUGUAUUAAUAGGGAUUUAUACAUUUCUGCUUCCUUUUUUUUUUUUCUAUUGUAGUUUGGUAGUUUGUUCCUAGCAUCUCAUUCUUUUGUUGCAUUAUAAUUUAGGGCCUAGUGGAUCUUGUUGGUUUCCCUUUUGCUCCAAAAAAAAUUCUAAUUUUAUUUUUGAUUUUCCAAUCUUGAGUUUAGAUAUAGGUUUUGGUGUUAUAGGACUAGCAUGGUUGAUGUGUUUGUAAAGAUUUAGUCUUGUGUCAAGUUGUUGUUUGGUUUGUUAGUUUUGAAGUUGUCAUUAGCAAUUGUCUCAAUUCCUAGGUAGAAUUUGUGAGUUAGUAAACCUUGUUGUCUCCCCAAGAAAAGGAAUUGUGAGAUAGAAGAUACUAUUUGGUACUGUACUGUAUUGUUGAUGGAGAAUCAUCACCCUUCAACCCGUUUGUCCAUGGAUUCGAGUGCAUCUUCUUCACAUGAUGAAUUAGACCUCGAGAUGAAUCGACAAGUAGUCAUAACUUGUCCACCUGACAUUAAUUUGCCUUUAUCAGCUGAGCGGAGCCCUCCUCUGCAGCCAUGGAACUCAGAACAUUGUGAUAUUCUUGAUGUUGGGCUUGGGACUCAGGUUUAUGAGACUGAAAGUUCACUUAGUGCACCUAAGGUUGGAAGGAAAUGUGCGAAACGGUUGGAUAGUAUUUGGGGUGCUUGGGUUUUCUUUAGCUUUUAUUUUAAGCCUGUUCUGAAUGAGAAAUCCAAGGCAAAGAUGGUACGGGAUAGUAAUGGAUAUUCCGGGUUUGAUAAGUCUGAUCUCCAGCUUGAUGUAUUUAUGGUUCAGCAUGACAUGGAGAAUCUAUAUAUGUGGGUUUUCAAGGAAAGGCCUGAGAAUGCAUUGGGUAAGAUGCAGCUCCGGAGUUACAUGAACGGGCAUUCUCGUCAAGGGGAGCGUCCGUUUCCCUUUAGUGUUGAAAAGGGUUUUGUUCGAUCUCAUAGAAUGCAGAGGAAGCACUACAGGGGUCUAUCAAAUCCUCAGUGUAUUCAUGGGAUUGAAGUCGUUCCAUCUCCCAGUCUCAUGGUUCUUGAUGAAGAGGAGCGCAAAAGAUGGAUGGAACUAACAGGUAGGGAACUCAACUUCAGUAUCCCACACGAAGCAAGCGAUUUCAGUUCAUGGAGGAAUCUCCCCAACACUGAAUUUGAGCUUGAGAGACCACUCCCACCGCCAAUUAAGAGUAAUCCACAUUCCAACCCAAAGAAGCUGGCUAAUGGAUCAGGGCUUAAUUUGUUAACUCAGCCAUCCAAUCACAGCAAUGGGGACGCAAUGGAUCUACUACCUGCCAAUGGCAAAAGGAAAAAGGAUUUCUUCCCUCACGGAAAUGAAGAGGAGUGUUACCUACAAGUAAAUCCUCCUUCCUAUCAAACGCCGGAUCUUGAAAUUCACCCAACUGAACCGCAUUGGUUACAUGACUUUACUGGGGUGAUGAGGGAUGUCUACGGGCCUGUCACAGCUGCAAAAAGCAUAUAUGAAGAUGAACAAGGUUACUUGAUUGUACUCAGUUUGCCAUUCGUAGAUCUUCAGAGGGUGAAGGUUUCCUGGCGAAACACGCUUACACAUGGUAUAAUAAAGGUGUCUGGUUUAAGCACAUCUCGGAUGCCAUUCAUCAACAGACAAAACAGGACUUUGAAGCUUGACAAUUCAUCCUCAGAACACUGCCCUCCGGGUGAGUUUGUCAGAGAGAUUCCUCUCUCAACCAGAAUUCCUGAAGAUGCCAAAAUCGAAGCAUACUACGACGAAACAGGAACUGCACUCGAGAUGUUGGUACCUAAACUUUGUGAAGGGCCUGAAGAACAUGAAGUUCGUGUUUGCCUCCGUCCUCACCUUGGGGGAAAUGAUCUCAUGUUGACCUAAGCGGAGAUGUGAUGAUACCUGUUAGGGAGGGUGCUUUAUUACAUGCACCAACUUAGUUUUCAUAUAAUGUGGUUUUAUGCAACUGUAUGAUCUUGUAUUCGAUUUGCACACAUUAGAUGUUGUUGGUAGGUUUUUUAAACUAGCCUUAGCUUUUGUUACACCACUAUUUGCUUAUGACAUUUGAUACCUUUUUUGGCUAUAUGGUAAAGUAAUUGAUAUUUGGUAGGCUC
Molecule: messenger RNA, 2859 nt
Organism: Capsicum annuum
Lineage: Eukaryota; Viridiplantae; Streptophyta; Magnoliopsida; Solanales; Solanaceae
Exons: 1
Coding region: 1145-2629 (494 amino acids)
Source: RefSeq, a predicted model, not a curated record